CCUUCGUGCACCUUCUUCAAGAACCUCCUUUCCUAUUGUGUUUACGAGUGGCCCUUACAGAGAAAGGACAAAAAAAGCUUGAUUUUACCACUUCAAGUUAUGUUUAUUGUUCGAGGAUCCUUCGCCUAGACGUGACUUAUAUCGAAAAAUGACCAAUUCGAUAGAAAUUCCUCUCAGGGACACUGACGAGGUGAUUGAAUUGGAUUUUGAUCAACUUCCAGAUGGGGAAGAAGUACUCGGCAUUCUCCGACAUGAGAAUGCACAGCUGCACAUAUGGGUGGCACUUGCUCAUGAGUACUACAAGCAAGGUAAUAUUGAUGUGUUCAUCAAUAUGCUUGAAACCUCCAGAGUCGAUGCCAACAUCGACUACAGGGAUUAUGAAAAGGAUCAGAUGCGGACGUUGGACAUGCUGGCUGCUUACUACGUCCAACAGGCCAAUCAUGAGAAAAACAAAGAUAGGAAAAGGGAGCUGUUUGCCAAAGCAACAGAUCUAUACACAACAGGAGAUAAAAUUAUUAUGUACGACCAGAACCAUCUUCUGGGGCGAGCAUACUUCUAUCUACUCGAGGGUGAUAAAAUGGAACAAGCUGACACUCAGUUUAAUUUUGUAUUGAGCCAGUCGACAAAUAAUAUACCUUCCCUUCUUGGAAAAGCCUGUAUAGCUUAUAAUAAAAAAGAUUAUCGUGGUGCAUUAGCGUUUUAUAAGAAAGCUCUAAGAACAAAUCCCAAUUGUCCAGCUUCUGUGAGACUCGGAAUGGGCCAUUGUUUCAUGAAAUUAGGAAAUCAGGAAAAAGCAAGACUGGCUUUUGAAAGAGCGUUGGACUUAGAUUCGCAAUGUGUCGGAGCCUUAGUCGGUCUAGCUAUAUUGAGACUAAACAAACAACAGCCUGAAGACAUUAAAGCAGGCGUUCAAAUGCUGUCCAAAGCCUAUACAAUUGACACUACAAAUCCGAUGGUUUUAAACCAUUUGGCAAAUCAUUUUUUCUUCAAAAAGGAUUAUAACAAAGUAAGACAUUUGGCCAUGCAUGCAUUUCACAACACUGAAAAUGAGGCCAUGAGGGCCGAAAGUUGUUACCAGCUUGCAAGGGCUUAUCAUGUACAGGGCGACUAUGACCAAGCUUUUCAAUACUAUUACCAAGCCACUCAGUAUGCUCUUCCGAUGUUCGUUCUACCACAUUUUGGUCUAGGCCAGAUGUACAUUUACAGAGGUGACACAGAAAAUGCAGCUCAGUGUUUUGAGAAAGUGUUAAAAGCUCAGCCGGGUAAUUAUGAGACAAUGAAAAUUGUAGGAUCACUUUAUGCAAGUUCUCCUAGUCAAUCAAAACGGGAUAUAGCAAAAAAUCAUCUUAGAAAGGUAACAGAGCAAUUCCCAGAUGAUGUAGAAGCAUGGAUUGAAUUGGCUCAAAUUCUCGAGCAAUCUGAUUUACAUGGCUCUCUACAGGCUUACGGCACAGCUACUAAAAUUUUAAAAGAAAAAGUUCAAGCAGAUAUUCCACCGGAGAUUCUUAACAAUGUUGCAUGCUUACAUUAUAGAUUAGACAAUCUUGAAGAAGCCAAGAAAAAUUUCGAGGAAUCACUAGCGAGGUCAACGGCAGAAGCGAAACAUGAUAAGAAUUACUACAAUUCCAUAUCUGUAACCACAACUUACAACUUCGCAAGGCUUUGUGAAGCUUUGUGCCAGUUUGAUCAGGCUGAAAAAUUGUACAAAGGAAUGAUCUGGGAACAUCCAAAUUAUGUUGACUGUUAUUUACGAUUGGGUUGCAUGGCAAGAGACAGAGGGCAGAUUUUUGACGCCUCUGAUUGGUUCAAAGAAGCGAUGAGAAUGGACAAUGAUCAUCCUGACGCUUGGUCUCUACUCGGCAACCUUCAUUUGGCUAAACAGCAAUACGGACCAGGACAAAAGAAAUUUGAAAGAAUUCUCAAGUGUGCUGCCACAUCAUCAGACUCUUACUCACAAAUAGCCCUGGGUAAUAUUUGGCUGCAGAUGUUACAUCAGCCAACAAAGGAUAAAUUAAAAGAAAAAGCCCUUCAAGAUAGAGCUCUUGGCAUGUACAAUAAAGUACUAAGAAACGACCCUAGGAACAUUUGGGCAACUAACGGAAUAGGCUGUGUAUUGGCUCAUAAAGGAUACAUCAAUGAAGCCAGAGACAUUUUUGCUCAAGUGCGGGAAGCGACUGCCGAUUUCUGCGAUGUCUGGCUUAAUAUUGCACACAUUUACGUCGAACAGAAGCAGUUCGUUAGUGCUAUACAAAUGUAUGAAAAUUGCCUGAGAAAAUUUUUCAAGUACCAUCAUGUAGAUGUAAUGCUGUAUUUAGCUAGAGCUUGUUACAAAGCAGGAAAACUUAAGGAAGCUAAAAACAUUUUACUAAAGGCGAGGAGAGUGGCACCUCAAGAUACAGUCCUGUUAUAUAAUAUAGCAUUAGUGCUACAAAAGUUAGCCACUCAGAUUUUAAAAGAUGACAAGUCUACAUUAGAUGUUGUACUACAAGCUGUACAUGAACUCACAUUAUCCCAGAGGUAUUUUGAGUAUCUGUUUGCUUACGGUGACAAAAUGAAAUAUGACGUUAAUGCUGCUGAAGUUGAAGCACGACAAUGUCAAGAUCUUCUUUCUCAAGCGCAAUACCAUGUUGCAAGAGCAAGGAGGACUGAUGAGGAGGAGAAACAGCUUAGGGCGAAACAGGAAAAAGAAAGAAAAGCCUUCAGGCUCAAGCAAGAAGAACUACAGAAACUGCAAGAGGAGAAAAGAAGAGCCGAACUGGAGGAAAUGCUGCAGAAAAGGCAAGAGUACAAAGAGAAGACAAAAGGGGCAUUGGUGUUUGGGGAGAUGCCUUCCGAAAAGAAACCCUCAAAAGGAAAGGGCAGGUCAAAAGGAGAAAUAUUAUCAGAUUCUGGGAGUGAAGGGGGAGAAGGGGGCAGAAGUCCUUCUGAACGAAGAGAAAAGGGUGAAAAAAGGAAAAGAGGUCAGGGUGGAAGGAAAAAGAAAAGGGAUAAAAAACAGGCUGCAAGUGAUAGUGAAAGUGGAGGAAGUGACAGGCCGAAAACUAAGAAACCCAGGAAAAUAAGAAAGGAAAAGAAAGACAAAGGACGAGUUGAAAAACUUUCUGCCAAACAACAACUGAAAGUGGUCUCAAAGGCUACAAUAUCCACCAGUGAAUCAGACAGUGACAGCGAUAAAUUGAAAAUCGCUAGUGGGGGUGAAAGCGGGAGUGAUGGUGGAGGAGCCAAAGGUGGCAGAAAGCGCAUAACUUCUUCUGGAAGUGAUAGGUCACGCUCUGCGUCGAGAUCACGUUCAAGAUCUGGCUCUAGGUCCGGAUCUGGAUCAAGGUCACGCUCAAGAUCAAAAUCUCGCUCAAGAUCAAAAUCUCGCUCUAGAUCAAGAUCUUCUAGAUCAAGGUCUCGUUCUCGGUCAAAAUCUCGUUCAAGAUCUCGAUCCAGUUCCAAAUCACGCUCUAGGUCAAAAUCCCGUUCUAGAUCUAAAUCACAAUCAAGGUCAAAAUCCCGGUCUAGAUCUAAAUCACAUUCUAGGUCUAAAUCCCGCUCUAGGUCCAAAUCACAAUCUAGGUCAAAAUCUCGCUCUAGGUCCAAAUCACAAUCAAGAUCCAGAUCUCAUUCUAGGUCUAAAUCACGCUCUAGAUCAAAGUCUCACUCUAGAUCUAAAUCACGUUCAAGAUCUGCAUCGUCUCAUUCAAGGAGUGGUUCAGAAAAAUCAAGAAGUCCAAGUGGUUCUGCAAGAGAUUCUAGAAGUAAGUCGAGAAGCAGAUCAGCUUCUGGCAACAGAUCACCCUCACCAGUGACACGGAAAUCUGUCUCAGGAAGUGAUGAGGAUUCAAACUGAAAUUUGUAAGUUGAUAUAAAGAGAGAGUAAAUGUGUAAAUAAAACCUUUAACAGUGUAAUGAAAAAAAAAUCCCAAUAUUUUCAACAUGUUCUUGCAAACGAACGUUUUUUUCUUUUAUAGCGAUUGACCAAUUUGUCAUACUAAUUUCAACAAUAUUUAAACCUUACCAAUUGUUGUAAAUCCAAUUAUUUAUAAACUUCGUAAAUUUUGGUUUGUAAUAAACUUUUUUUCUUUCUUUUUUUUUUAAUACUUCUGUGUUUCAAUUUAUCCGUAACACCUUUCUGAAUGAUUUUUCUUAAAAUAUGGCAAACUCAUUUAGCAGCAAUAAAUAUCGUUACACAACUUA
This is a messenger RNA of Cimex lectularius (bed bug), 4182 nucleotides long. It is a transcript of the gene Ctr9, whose product is annotated as RNA polymerase-associated protein CTR9 homolog. Gene Ontology annotation, biological process: regulation of DNA-templated transcription. NCBI's taxonomy places the organism in Eukaryota, Metazoa, Arthropoda, Insecta, Hemiptera, Cimicidae. The record is from RefSeq and is a predicted model, not a curated record. Gene Ontology annotation, molecular function: RNA polymerase II complex binding. The coding region runs from base 149 to 3835 and encodes 1228 amino acids. The transcript is spliced from 22 exons. Gene Ontology annotation, cellular component: Cdc73/Paf1 complex.